This is a messenger RNA of Drosophila bipectinata, 412 nucleotides long. RefSeq lists its product as uncharacterized. NCBI's taxonomy places the organism in Eukaryota, Metazoa, Arthropoda, Insecta, Diptera, Drosophilidae. The record is from RefSeq and is a predicted model, not a curated record.
UGUGGAGCUCAAAGUGUGGAGACGCCAGAAGCCACCCUAGAACGAGAGAAGCAUGAAGACGAGUUUGCUGCCAAUUAUUUUGAUUCUGAGCCUGGUUGCCGUUUUCGCCGAAGGUGAUGAUGGCUACUUGUACGGAAAACCCACUGGAGACCUGUUCUCGGAAUCCCUCCCAGCAGUGCCCAGGGUUAGGAAGAACCGCUUGAAGCCGAUGAUCUACCCGGCACCUCUAUCACAGAAUUGUGGCAGCAACGACCCCGAAGUUCACGCAGCAGCUGUGGCAGCUUACCAUGCUGCUCGCCCGCCCCCGCGCCGUGCUUACAAUCACCAGGAACUUGUAGUGGACAGCUCCUUCUUCGAGCCCUCACAGGAAGCAAUAGACGAACUCCGCAGAGUUCUGUUAGAUCAGGAAUAA